Parnassius mnemosyne (clouded apollo) is the source of this 2604-nucleotide messenger RNA. The record is from the annotation of a GenBank genome assembly. Lineage: Eukaryota; Metazoa; Arthropoda; Insecta; Lepidoptera; Papilionidae.
AUGACUGUUGCUAUUAAUAAAUUGUUAGAGCUAGGGGCUAUUAUUGAAUGUUCUCCGAGCAAGGGCCAAUUUAUAUCAAAGAUAUUUCUUGCACCGAAACCAAACGGAGGUAAACGCUUCAUAUUAAAUCUAAAAUCAUUAAAUAAAUUUAUUUCAAAGCCCCAUUUCAAAAUGGAAGACUACCGAACAGCUUCUAAAUUAAUACCACAAGAUGGAUAUUUAGCUACAAUCGACUUAAAAGAAGCAUACCUACUUGUGCCAAUCCAUCCCCGGCAUAGGAAGUAUUUACGAUUUCAAUUCGAAACUCUUGAAAAUAAGUUAGUCACCUAUGAAUUUACAGCUAUGCCCUAUGGACUUUCUGUGGCACCUAGGGUUUUUACAAAAAUUAUGAGAGAAGUAAUUUCCUGUUUGAGAAGUCGUGGUCAUGAUUCAGUUAUCUAUUUAGACGACACUCUUUGUAUAGGUAGUAAUUACCACAUGUGUUCUACCAAUGUAAAUGACACAUUAAAGUUAAUGAAAUGUUUAGGAUUUAUUAUAAAUGUCGACAAAAGUUAUUUACAACCUAAUCAAACGUGUAAAUUUCUAGGUUUUAUCUUUAACACCACAAAUUUGACAAUAUCUCUUCCGGAAGAGAAACGUACUAGUAUUAUUCAAUUGGUUCAAAAGUUUUUGCGAAUAUCUCAUUGCACUAUCCGUGAAUUUGCACAAUUGAUUGGAGUACUUAUUGCUGCUUGUCCAGCAGUUAAGUAUGGUUGGCUUUACACUAAGAUGUUAGAAAGACAAAAGUUUCUUGCAUUAUUGAAAAAUAACAACUAUGAAAAAGAAAUAGAAAUUCCAAAAACUAUUUCUCCAGAUUUAAACUGGUGGAGUUCAAGUGCACUUACCACAUCAAACCAUAUGCGAAAUGCUGGUUUUAAAAUAAAGAUUUACACUGACGCAUCUCAAACAGGCUGGGGCGCAGUUUGCAGCGAAAAUCGCGCACAUGGUUGGUGGUCAGUGAGUGAACGUGAAUUCCACAUUAAUUAUUUAGAAUUGUUAGCAAUUUUUCUAGGUCUAAAGAGCUCAUCAUGCAAUGAGUCAAACUGUUCAAUUCUAUUACGUGUCGAUAACACCACAGCUUUAAGCUAUGUGAACCGAAUGGGAGGGAUUCAGUUCCCUCAUUUAAAUGAUAUUACACGUCGAAUUUGGCGAUGGUGUGAAGAGCGCAACAUAGUUAUUUAUGCAUCAUACGUCAAUACAAAAGAUAACCGCGCUGACGCUGAAUCAAGGAUUGUAAACCCAGAUACCGAAUGCGAGUUGUCAGACUGCGCCUUUCACUCCAUCAUGUCGCAUUUUGGCCAACCGGAAGUUGAUUUAUUUGCCUCUCGUACCAACGCCAAAUGUCCAAGUUUUGUGUCCUGGAAACCGGAUCCAGAAGCAAUGGCUGUAGAUGCGUUUACUAUUAAUUGGAAUAAUUGCUACUUUUAUGCUUUUCCGCCUUUUUCAAUUAUUUUAAAGUGCUUGAGAAAAAUUGUAGAUGACAAGGCAGACGGUAUUUUUGUUUUUCCAUUUUGGCCUUCACAGCCCUGGUUCCCGUUGUUACAGAGAUUAAUGGUAUCUGAUAUUUUGUACCUCAAUCCUCAUAAAUUCCUAUUGCAAUCUAAUUUCAGGGAACAUCACCCCCUGCAUGCACACCUUACCCUGGGUGUCGCGAGGCUCUCCAACAAGCCUUCGCUCAACGCUCCAGAGGCUUUAGUUUUAAUGCUGGCUUCGCUCUCUGAAAGUACGGUAAAACAAUACAAUGUGUCUUACAAACUAUGGUGGCAGUUUUGUAACCAACACAUUAUAAACGUUUUCUCACCAUCUUUAACAUUUAUAAUGUUAUUUGUGACUGAACAGUUUAAUACAGGUUGCUCGUACGGUAGUCUAAACUCGCAUCGAUCUGCGUUGUCAUUGCUCGUUGGUAGCAAUCUUACUACCAAUGAUAGCGUAAAACGAUUGCUUAAAGGGGCAUAUAAAUUGAAACCAAGUGUUCCCAAAUAUAUCCAAACAUGGGACCCCCAAAUUGUUUUAAAUUACCUAAAAGAAUGGUUUCCUAACAUAAAUUUAAGCCUGGAAAAAAUUACAAAGAAGCUUGUGACCUUGUUAGCUAUUUGUACUGGUCACAGAGUCCAAACUCUGUCUCUUAUAAAAUUGGAAAAUAUUUCGUUUACAAGCAGUGGUGCAAAAAUAGUAAUUUCCGAUUUAAUUAAGACGUCCGCGCCGGGUCGUGAUCAACCUGUAUUAGUAUUACCAUUUUUUACACAUAAUUUAAAUAUAUGCCCUGCAAGUACAUUAAAAGAUUACAUUUCUUUUACAGAUAAAAAGAGAUUGCAAAACAAUGGUAAUCUUUUAUUAACUUUUAAACAUCCACACAAACCAGCCACGACCCAAACAAUAAGUCGUUGGAUAAAACAAGUACUUUCUGAGAGCGGAAUAGACGUGUCGGUGUUCGGUGCUCACAGCACACGACACGCAUCUACUUCUGCCGCGUUCAGCGCAGGCGCCAGCGUUGAACUAUACGUAAGGCUACUGGGUGGACAUCCUCGUCUAGCGCUUUUGCCCGUUGUUAUAACCGCGUAUUGA